Molecule: messenger RNA, 1349 nt
Organism: Telopea speciosissima
Lineage: Eukaryota; Viridiplantae; Streptophyta; Magnoliopsida; Proteales; Proteaceae
Product: lysine histidine transporter-like 5
Exons: 8
Coding region: 1-1341 (446 amino acids)
Cellular component (GO): plasma membrane
Source: RefSeq, a predicted model, not a curated record
AUGUGCAGCUCAACAGACACCGGAGAUAAUCAAGAUUCAAAUACAAGCGAGCAACAGAGGAACUUGGAGAAUUGGUUGCCAAUAACAGCGUCUCGGAAAGCAAAAUGGUGGUACUCCGCGUUCCACAAUAUAACAGCUGUGGUAGGUGCAGGUGUACUUGGAUUGCCUUAUGCAAUGACCCAGCUUGGAUGGAUUCCUGGUAUUGCUAUCUUGGUUGUUUCAUGGCUCGUAACUUUAUACUCAUUGUGGCAACUGGUUGAAAUGCACGAAUGUGUGCCGGGAGUACGUUUUGAUCGUUACCCAGAGCUAGGGGAAUAUGUUUUUGGGAAAAAGAGGGGGUAUUGGAUUGUAAUGCCUCAACAAUUAGUUGUUCAAGUAGCUACAAAUAUUGUGUACAUGGUCACAGGUGGAAACUCGAUAAAGAAGUUCUUUGAGCUGCUUGUUCCAACAGUAGGGUCAAUUAGAAAAACCUAUUUCAUAAUAAUCUUUGGCGGCGUGGAGGUGUUGCUUGCUCAAACUCCCAAUUUUAACUCACUAAGGGGAAUUUCAUUACUUGCAGCUGUAAUGUCUGUUUGUUACUCUGCUAUAGCUUUCAUUGCAUCUACAAUAAGAGGUUCAGAGCAUCAUAGAGAAGCACGAUAUGGCCUUCGUGCAACCACCACAGCAGGAACCAUAUUCGGCGUAUUCAAUGGCAUGGGGACGAUGGCUUUUGCCUUUGCAGGUCAUAGUGUUGCUCUAGAGAUUCAAGCCACAAUCCCUUCCACUCCUGAGAAGCCAUCAAGUAAACCUAUGUGGAAAGGAGUAAUUGUAGCAUAUGUUGUUUUGGCAUUUUGCUACUUCUCAGUUUCUAUCUCUGGCUACUGGGCUUUCGGUGUUCAUGUAGAUGAUGAUGUCCUUGUGACACUAAGCAGACCCAAAUGGCUUAUUGCAAUUGCUAAUCUCAUGGUAUUUCUCCAUGUUGUCGGAAGCUAUCAGGUUUUUGCAAUGCCAGUGUUCGACCAAAUUGAAACCUACUUGGUAAAAGAUCUAAAAUGCAAACCGGGGUACACUCUCCGCUUAUUUGGACGUAGUAUUUAUGUCAUUUUGACAGCUCUUGUAGCAGUUUGCAUCCCUUUCUUCGGAGGUUUAUUAGGGUUCUUUGGGGGACUUGUGUUUGCAUCCACAUCAUUUUUUCUCCCUUGUAUAAUGUGGCUUAUCCUAAAAAAACCAAAAAGAUGGAGCUUCCACUGGACUGCAAGUUGGUUUGCGAUAAUAUUUGGAAGUUUGAUAAUGGUUCUUGCACCAAUUGGAGGAGCGCGGACAAUUAUUAUUAGUGCUAAAGAUUACACGUUUUUCUCUUAGGUUGUUAC